Pangasianodon hypophthalmus (striped catfish) is the source of this 1425-nucleotide messenger RNA. RefSeq names its product immunoglobulin lambda-1 light chain-like. The transcript is spliced from 6 exons. NCBI's taxonomy places the organism in Eukaryota, Metazoa, Chordata, Actinopteri, Siluriformes, Pangasiidae. The coding region runs from base 57 to 986 and encodes 309 amino acids. The record is from RefSeq and is a predicted model, not a curated record.
AGGUGCAAUAAAGAGUGCUGAACUGAGAGCAUUUUUUAUUUUACUACCAAAUCAAAAUGUUUAUAGCCAUAUAUACUGUUCUCUUCUCUUUGGUCACAGAAGCUGUUCUGGGAGUGAAACUGGAGCAAAAAGAUCUCUCCAUGACAAGAGAGGAGGGCAAAACUAUACCUAUCAGUUGCAAAGUGACCGAAUUAUCCACUGAUUAUGUCCACUGGUACCAAAAGAAAGAAGGUGAAGCCCUCACAAGGAUCUUAUAUGUCAAAAAAGGAAGCACACCUGUUCAUGAUAACCAUCCUGAAGCAAAGGACUUCGAUGUGAGGAUACAGUCUGAUAAUUAUGAUCUGAAGAUAGCACGCCUGAAGAAAAGUCACUCAGCAGUUUAUUAUUGUGCCAGCUGGGCAGGCUACCACAUCUUCGGCUCAGGGACAAGACUUUAUGUCACAGACAAACAAAAGAAAACGCCUACAGUAUCUAUGUACCCAGUAUCCAACGAGCAGGCGAAUGGAAAGCGUGUACUGCUGUGCCAGGCGCAAGGCAUGUUCCCAGACUUGGUGAAAUUCACAUGGCGGGAUCCAAAUGGAAAAGAAGUGCAGGCAUCACAGGAAGGGUAUGAGCUGCUGGAGCAAAGAGAUGAUCAGGAAGUCCGAAUAACCAGCAUGCUCAUUGUACACCAAAGCAAAGUAUCAUCAUACAAUUACAAGUGCCUCGUCAAACAUGAGGAUGGAGAGCAGAGUCCAACCAUUCCAGAAGCUAAAAAACCUGUUGCAUCCACGUGCUCACCCCUACGAAAAGCAGAACAACAAGAAGAAGAGCAAGAGGAAAAUCUAACUUCUGGUUUGUUUGAGCUCAGCCGCAGUCUGUAUCUGUUCAGCGUGACGUAUGUGAUACUGCUGGUGAAAAACGUGUUGUAUUUCUGCACUGUCUCUGUCUUACUGUACAAGAGGAAUUCUGCUAACAAGGACAUGCUUAGAGGCAAAGCUCGCUGAUCGAUUUCGUAUUCUUGUUAGUUAAGAGUUUUGUUGAAGAGUGAAGUUUUGUUUAACUCUAUUGAAAAAAAAAAAAAUCUAUAGUAAUCCAGUUUGUUAAACAUCUGUUACUGUUAAUCAUCUCAUUCUGUUCAUAUUUGUGAUGUUUCUAAUUGCUGCUAUUAUAUAUCCUUUCAUGCUGCAAUCUUCUUUCAGUAGGAAAUUAAAAACAAUAACAACAACAACAACAACAAUAACAACAACAACAACAGCAAUAACAAAACCCCACUGUGGACUGUUUGGGUGGCAGCAUUAGCUUUCUCUAGUCCUUUAGUAGAAAUAACAGACAUAAAUCUUGGAAAUUUUCAUUUGUUCUACUCUGUACUAUGCUCUGUGGUAUUCUGUUUCUUUAGCGCUCUUCUUAUGACAUUGUGCUCUGUAAUAAUAAAAUGUUUUCAUU